AGCUCUUUCCUUUUAAUUUUCUUACCGAGACGGUAGCACUAGUGUCCGUCGUUGGGAGCUCUCAUCGGGUAAAAAUGCCGGGAAAGAUCCGCUUUGAUAGUGACGAGAUGGAAAUGGAAGAUAGCCUGGACUCCGUUACAGUGGAGAAACACAAGAAACAUAAGAAGGAAAAGAAAUCCAAGAAUGAAGAGAAACCCAAGAAAAAGAAACAGGCUGCUGAGGAAGAGCAACCCGAUGAUGAGUGUGAUCCACCUACUCCCAAAAAGAAAAAGAAAGAUCGUGAAACAACCAAUGGAGACUCUGGAAAGAGAGACCGACCCCAGGAAACCAACGGCUCCAUAAGCAACGGAACACCCCUAAUGAAAUUGCCCCAGUCCAGUGAAGAAUCCAACGCUGAAUCUGACAUUGAAAAAGAAAAGGAAAUAAUUCCAGAACUAACUCCAGAACAGAAAGAAGGGGCCUUCUCCAACUUCAGAAUCUCCAAAGAGACCAUCAGUCUAUUGAAAGGACGAGGUGUGACGUACUUGUUUGACAUCCAAUCUCAGACCUUCAACUCUGUGUACGAUGGGAAGGAUGUGGUAGCCCAGGCUCGCACUGGGACUGGGAAGACCUUCUCCUUUGCUGUUCCCCUGAUCGAGAAACUGCAGUCAGUCCCUGUGGAAAGAAAGAAGGGGAGAUCACCAAAGGUCCUGGUUCUCACCCCAACAAGGGAGUUGGCCAUUCAAGUGUCCAGGGACUUCAAAGACAUCACAAGAAAGCUUUCUGUUGCCUGCUUUUAUGGUGGAACUGCCUACAACGGACAGUUUGAUAGCAUCCGUAAUGGAAUCGAUGUCUUGGUGGGCACCCCUGGUCGUAUUAAAGACCACCUCCAGAAUAACAGGCUUGACCUCUCCAAGGUGAAGCAUGUAGUGCUGGAUGAAGUGGACCAGAUGCUGGACAUGGGCUUUGCUGAACAAGUUGAAGAAAUCUUAGGAGCUUCCUAUAAAAAAGAUUCCGAAGACAACCCACAGACCCUGCUGUUUUCUGCAACCUGUCCACAUUGGGUGUACGACGUAGCCAAAAGAUACAUGCGGCCCAAAUAUGAACAGGUUGACCUCAUCGGCAAAAAGACCCAAAAGGCUGCCACCACUGUUGAACACUUGGCGGUUUCAUGCCACUGGUCCCAGCGAGCAGCAGUUAUCGGAGAUGUCGUCAGGGUCUAUAGUGGAAGCCACGGGAGGACCAUAGUCUUCUGUGAGACCAAGAAAGAAGCCAAUGAACUGGCAAUGAAUGCCUCCAUCAAACAGGACACCCAAUGUUUGCAUGGAGACAUUCCACAGAAACAGAGAGAGGUCACACUGAAGGGCUUCAGGAACGGGUCUUUCGAAGUCCUGGUUGCUACCAAUGUAGCUGCUCGUGGGUUGGACAUUCCAGAGGUUGACCUGGUCGUACAGUGCGCUCCUCCAAAGGAUGUGGAGUCCUAUAUCCAUCGCUCUGGGCGUACAGGCAGGGCGGGCCGCCCAGGGGUCUGCAUCUGUUUCUUUCAGCGCAAGGAGGAAGGGCAGCUGCGGUUUGUGGAGCAGAGAGCCGGCAUCACAUUUAAGAGAGUUGGUGUUCCAACUUCAACUGACAUUAUUAAAGCCUCCAGCAAAGAUGCAGUCAGGUUUUUGGAUUCCGUCCCUGCCACUGCGAUAGAGUAUUUCCGCGUAGCAGCUGAGAAGCUGGUCGAGGAGCGAGGGGCAGUGGAGGCCUUGGCUGCUGCCUUGGCACAUAUCUCCGGAGCCACAGCUAUUGAACAGCGUUCCUUGCUGAACUCCGACGCGGGUUAUGUAACAAUGACAUGUACCUGCUCCGUGGAAAUGCACAACAUUGGGUAUGCCUGGAAGGCUCUAAAGGAACAGCUUGGCGAGGAAGUUGAUCAGAAGGUGCAGAGAAUGAGCUUCUUGAAAGGAAAGACCGGUGUAUGCUUUGAUGUCCCAGCUGACUGUGUGAAGGAAUACCAGGAGAAAUGGAGUGACUCCAGACGCUGGCAACUGUCUGUAGCGACCGAGCUUCCUGAACGGGAAGCAGCGAUGCGGGAAGGAGGCUCAAGUUUCGGGAGAAAGCCUUUCGGCGGCGGUAGGGGUGGGGGAAGAGGUUUCAACAGGAACGACAGGUUUAACAACAACCACAGAGGCCAGAAAAGAAGCUUUGGACGAGCAUUCGAUUACUGAACUGCUGCACUGGAGGACUAAAUUACUGCCCCCUCGGGAACUGCCAGCCCAUGGCACUGUACAACAAAUCACAUCAAUGCUUAUAAACAACGUUGUAUAUUCUUAGCUGUUUAGUUGGAAAUGGAUGAACGAUUGCUUUUCGGUUGUAUUCUUUUGUCUAUAAGCCCAUUCACUGGAAUGAGAUUGUUUUCAUUAAAGGUGUUACCCAAUA
Polyodon spathula (Mississippi paddlefish) is the source of this 2403-nucleotide messenger RNA. Its product is annotated as nucleolar RNA helicase 2-like. Gene Ontology annotation, molecular function: ATP binding; RNA helicase activity; RNA binding. Bases 75 to 2192 code for a protein of 705 amino acids. The record is from RefSeq and is a predicted model, not a curated record. NCBI's taxonomy places the organism in Eukaryota, Metazoa, Chordata, Actinopteri, Acipenseriformes, Polyodontidae. The transcript has 15 exons.